This is a messenger RNA of Hyaloscypha bicolor E, 3084 nucleotides long. Its product is annotated as LuxS/MPP-like metallohydrolase. The coding region runs from base 1 to 3084 and encodes 1027 amino acids. The record is from RefSeq and is a predicted model, not a curated record. Lineage: Eukaryota; Fungi; Ascomycota; Leotiomycetes; Helotiales; Hyaloscyphaceae. Gene Ontology annotation, biological process: peptide catabolic process. Gene Ontology annotation, cellular component: mitochondrion; cytosol. Gene Ontology annotation, molecular function: metal ion binding; metalloendopeptidase activity. The transcript has 5 exons.
AUGUCAACCUUAUCUCAACCUCAGACGCCGGCGGCUCUCGAUAGCCCCCUGCGAGAACAUCGACAUCGGCCUGUCGAGAGACUCACGGACCGCCUGGAGACCCCAUCCCUUGAUGACAGAAAGUACCGCGUGGUGAGGCUACCGCCGAACCAGCUGGAAGUGCUCCUGGUCCACGAUGCGGAAACGGACAAGGCCAGCGCGGCCAUGGAUGUCAAUGUGGGCAACUUCAGCGACGAAGAGGAUAUGAGUGGCAUGUACCCAGUGGAAAACGCCUACUCCCAAUAUCUCUCCUCGCAUUCUGGAGCCUCUAAUGCGUAUACGGGCGCCACAUCUACAAACUACUACUUCGACGUUGCGGCAAAGAAAGCCGAGGAUGCUUCCCCGGACGAGGCCUCUCCAUUAUAUGGAGCCCUGGACCGAUUCGCGCAAUUCUUCAUUGAUCCUCUUUUCCUUUCUUCAACAUUGGACAGGGAGCUACGAGCAGUCGAUUCCGAAAACAAGAAGAAUUUGCAAAGCGAUCAAUGGCGAUUACAUCAGCUGGAAAAGUCCCUGUCGAACCCAAAGCAUCCAUAUUGUCACUUUUCUACGGGAAAUUUAGAGAUCUUGAAGACGCAGCCAGAGGCACGGGGAAUUGAUGUCCGACAAAAGUUUAUGGAUUUUCAUGAGAAGCAUUAUUCAGCCAACCGCAUGAAACUCGUUAUCUUGGGGAGGGAACCAUUAGAUGUCUUGGAGGGUUGGGCUGCAGAUCUUUUCGCCGGAGUCCGGAACAAGAGCCUGCAACAAAAUCGAUGGGAAGAUGAAGUGCCGUUUGGACCGGACGACCUCUUGACUCAGUGCUUUGCGAAGCCGGUAAUGGAUUCUCGACAAUUGGACCUCUCGUUUCCCUUUAUUGAUGAAGAGCUCUUAUUCGAAUCGCAACCGAGUCGGUACAUUAGCCAUCUGAUUGGCCACGAAGGGCCUGGAAGUAUAAUGUCGUAUAUCAAGUCAAAAGGUUGGGCCAAUGGACUAAGUGCAGGUGCAUAUCCCGUGUGUCCAGGCACGCCAGGAAUAUUCAACUGCCAAAUUCGGUUAACAGAAGAUGGCCUAAAGAAUUACAAGGAAAUCGUAAAGGUCUUCUUUCAAUACAUUUCACUGCUCAAGGAGACUCCGCCUCAGGAAUGGAUUUUCCAGGAACAGAAGGGCCUGGCCGAUGUGGAUUUUAAGUUCAAGCAAAAGACCCCAGCCAGCCGGUUCACGAGUAAGAUCAGCGCGGUGAUGCAGACGCCUCUACCUCGGGAAUGGCUCCUCAGCGGACACAGCACACUUCGGAAAUUUGAUCCCGUCAAGAUCGAGGAGGGCCUCCAAUGCCUGAGACCAGAUAACUUCAGGAUGACCGUAGUAUCCCAAAAAUUCCCGGGCACCUGGAAGCAAAAGGAGAAAUGGUACGGAACCGAAUAUACUUAUGAGAAAAUCCCAGCAGACUUCCUUGCCGAAAUCAGACAAGCUGCAAAGAGCACAGUCAAGAAUCGGUUGAUGGAAUUGCACUUACCGCAUGAAAAUCAGUUCAUUCCCACGAAGCUCGAGGUUGAGAAAAAGGAAAUCAAGGAACCGGCACUCUCUCCGAAGCUCAUUCGAAAUGAUGAUCUUGUUCGGACCUGGUUCAAGAAGGACGAUCAAUUUUGGGUACCCAAGGCCAAUCUUUUUGUUAACUGCCGGAAUACUCUGCCAAAUGCGACAGCAGAGAAUAGUUUGAAGGCAAGACUGUACACCGAUAUGGUACGGGAUGCGUUGGAGGAGUACUCAUAUGACGCCGAGCUCGCGGGGCUGGAUUACUCGGUAUCUGCCCACUCCAUGGGCAUUGAGAUCGCGGUUUCGGGCUAUAACGAUAAGUUAUCGGUGCUGUUAGAGAAGGUUUUGGUCACCAUGAGGGAUAUGGAGAUCAAGGAGGAUCGGUUCGAGAUCAUCAAAGAAAGAGUCUUACGAGGCCUCAAAAACUGGGAUUUCCAACAACCGUACAAUCAAGUUGGGGACUUCACCAGGUGGCUGAACGCUGAAAAGGGUUACACCAACGAGCAGAUUCUUGCCGAGCUGCAUCACCUGACCGCAGCUGACAUUCAGCAAUUCUAUCCCCAUCUUCUUCGACAGAUGCACAUCGAGACCUUCGUACAUGGAAACCUGUACAAGGAGGAUGCUCUGAAAUUGAGCGACCUCAUCGAGAAUCUGUUGAAGCCGAGACCACUUCCUCAAACACAAUGGCCUAUCGCCCGACAAUUGAUAUUCCUACCGGGGAGCAACUUUCUGUUCCGGAAGACACUUAAGGAUCCAGCAAAUGUCAACCACUGCAUUGAAUACUUACUGUACAUUGGCGACAAGUCGAUCCGGCCAUUGCGUGCGAAGACUCUCCUCCUCGAUCAAAUGACCCAUGAACCCGCCUUCGAUCAACUUAGGACCAAGGAGCAGCUUGGAUAUGUCGUGUUCACUGGGGCUCGACCUACCUCUACGACCAUUGGGUUCCGAUUCAUUAUUCAGAGCGAGAAGACCCCCCAAUACUUGGAGUCAAGAAUCGACAGCUUCCUUUCAACCUGGGCGGAGACUUUGGAACAGAUGUCUGAUGCGGAAUUUGAAGGCCACAAGAGAAGUUUGAUCACGAAGCGCUUGGAGAAGUUGAAGAAUCUGGAUCAAGAGUCCGGCCGUCUGUGGUCGUACAUCGACAGCGAGUAUCUCGACUUUGAGCUCAUUCACCACGACGCUGCUCAUGUCAAGAUGCUUACCAAGGCCGACAUGAUCGAGUUCUAUCAGCAAUUCAUUCACCCCUCAUCUCCAGUGCGAUCAAAGCUGGCGAUUCACAUGGCUGCCCAGUCACCUAGCUCAGACACAUCUGCUGUCGAGGAAGUCGUCGGCAAGGGCACGAAAAUUCUAGGUCUCAACAAGGACCACAAGGACGAGGAAGACGGAGAAGCAGUGAGCGUUAAUACGGAAGGCAACGGCACCACACCCUACAUCAUCACCGACGUCCGGGAAUUCAAGUCCAUGCUCCAGGUCAGCGCUGGCCCUCAGCCCGUGAAGCACAUCAGCGAGUUCGAGGACCUCGAAUCGAAGCUAUGA